AUGGGCUCUUCCUCCUCCUCCUCCUCCUCCUCCUCCUCCUACUCCUCCUCCUCCCCCCUCCUCCUCCUCCCCCUGCGAACCUGUGCAAGUCACGGCCUUCUGCUAACCACCACACUCGUCCGUCUGCCGAUGCGGAAGAAGGCCACCUGGAUACACCCCCGAUUGCAGCGCCGGCAGCUGGUGGACUAUGUUUUCUUCCGGAGGCGCAAUCGACAGGACGUGAUGGUGAAUAAAAGCUACCUGCGACGCUGAUGACUGGACGGACCAUCGCCUCUCCAAAGUGAGGCUCCGUCUGCGACCCCGCAGGAGGCCACAAGGUAAGCGACCACCAGGCAAGUUGAAUACCGCUUUCUUGUCUUUGUCUGCUCACAGUUUGCAUUUCAGCAAUCGACCGACCGAGCGGCAGGAAAACCUGCCAGUUCCAGAUGAAAAAUCCGCCGUGGAGAUUCGAUUGUAACAAUUACGGUACGCCGUUAGUCCGACCGCCCUGAUUGACUCGGUCGCGCACUUCCUCAGCACCAGGACAGGUCCGACGACAACGAUGCAGUCAUCAGUAACCUGCACGCCGAGAUGAACGGUUUGUGCAUAGUCUACCUCUAGCGUCAGACCGGUGCGAAGAAAGCGGCCUUCUAUCAAUGUCACCACCAUGUGUAGCAAUAGUUGGGGGGAAUGCAGGAUUCCUGAAUGGCUCGCAAAGCUGAGGAGAUCCAGGGAUACGCCGACUGCAACGGAUCGAAAAGCUUCUUCGCUGCGACCAGGGCGAUCUACGGUCCCCCAACCAAAGGAACCACGCCUCUUCUCAACUCCGAUGGAUGGACGCUUUCGACGGAGAUGUCAUAAAUUCUGAAACGUUUGUCCGAGCAAUUCAGAAACGUCCUCAACCGUUUCUCCGCAAUUUCCGACGCCGCCCUCAACCGGCUCUCACAAGUGGAAAUCCACGUCGACCUGGACCUCCCGCUCACCCUCCAGGAAACCGUCCGUGUCGUGCAACAACUCUUCAGCAGAAGAGUAUCAGGCUCCAAUGAAAUUCAAGUCGAAAUCUACAAGCACAUCGGCCACCGAAUGAUGGACCAACUCACCACGCUAGUUCAGAUAUGGCGCCGUGGACAAGUUCCUCAGGGCUUUAAGGACGUAGUCACUUUUCACCUAUGCGGGCGCAAAGGGAAGUGACAACUCUGUGACAAUCACUGAAGUAUCUUACUACUCAACAUCGUCGGAAGGUUCUUCGCCCACAUCCUCCUUUAUCGCCCCAAUGGACGCCUCGAGCAGGAACUUCACCGGAGAGCCAAUUCGGCUUCCGUUGACACCGCAGGACCAUCGGCAUGGCCUUCAGCGCUCGCCAGCUAAAAGAGAAGUGCCAGGAGAAGCAAAUCCGCCUCUACACUACCUUCGUGGACUUGACGAAAAUCCUGGAUACGAUGAAUCGCGAGGGACUGUGGAAAAUCGUAUAGAAAUUCGUCUGUCCUGAACGACUCACGCUCAUGGUACGUCAGUUCCACGACAAGAUUAUGGCGUGCGUCACGGACAACGGUACAAUCUUCGAGGCAUUCUAAGUGACCAAUAGAGUGAAGCAGGGCUGCGUCCUCGCGCCUACCCUCUUCAGCCUCCGCCCUUUGUAAUGCCGAUGCGCUACGGGAUACGCAUCGCCUGGAAAACUGACGGGCACCUUCUCAACAGCAAGCUCUUACAGGCCCGAACGCGGCUGUCAACGUCCACAGUCCGCGAUCUGCUCUUCGCCGACGCCAGCUGCGCUCAACACCACGACCGAAGUGGACAUCCAGUGAAGCACGGACCUCCUCGCCGCCGGGUGUGUCAACUUCGGACUGACUAUCAACACGGAUAAAACAGCAGUCAUGCACCAACCAUCAUCCAACACGCAAAACUCCACUCCUCCUCGAAUCACUUUCGAAGGUCACCAACUCAAAACCGUGGACAAUUUUGAUUAUCUCAGAAACACACUUUUCAGCAACACCAGAAUCGAAGAUGAGGCUGCCUACCAGAUCUCCAGAGAAAACCAAGCCCUCGGUCAUCUAGAGAAAUUCGUGCGCAAUUGUCACGGCUUCCAACUGAGUAUGGAACUGAAGAUGUACAAGGCCGUAAUCCCGACGACACCUCUCUGUGAAACGGAGACAUGGACCGUCUACUCCAGUCAUGUCAAGAAAUGCAGUCAUUUACAUCUCAGCUGCCUUGGCAGAAUAAUAAAGCUAAGAUGGCAAGGCAGGAUCUCCGACACCGAAGUCCUAGAACAGACCGGAAUCCUCAGCAUUCGCGCCACGCUGAGGAAACUACAGUUACAUUCGAACGACCAUCUCGUAAGGAUGGAUGAAACACGUCUACCGCAACAAGUCUUCUUUGGUGAUGUGGCUGCGGGUACGCGUCGUCCAUGGGGCCAAAACGGCGUUGCAAGGACACUUUGAAGGAUUCUCUGAAACAACUGCGGAUCAACCGGAGAUCUGGGAGGACCUCGUCCAGAACAGGCCGGCAUGGCGGAGAUAAAUGAAGACCGUCGCCGCCAUCUACGAGGGAAAUCGGAUCGCCGCCGCCAAAGCCAAAAGAGCUGCUGGUAAGUCACAAGUGUCUCGCCUUCUCGAUGCCAACUGUUAACUGCUUCCCUCAUGCCCAUGCUUCAAACACGCAUUCCGCGUGCAAAUCGGUAUCGUGGGACACCUUCGGACUCAAUGUGCUAACAACUCAAGGUUUACUUCUUCCUCUCUCGCUCCUGCUGCAAACCCCGCGCCGACCGCCACCCCGUCACCGCCGAUCACACUGUCGCUGUCCGGCCUCCAGCAAUCCCCGACACCACCCACCCUGCCCCAACCCCGGCAUCGACCACAACGACCAACUCCACCACCUCCACAAUAAUAUCACGAACUCCUCCAACUGAUGGGGCGACAUCCGGCAUCAUAUUAUCAUUUACCAUCACCAUGGACGCCCCCACCUCCGGCGAUGGGGACGCGGCUCAUAACUGUUCUCAUUGCGCUCGCACACGUGCCUCACAUAUCGGCCUGUCGGUCACUUGCGAAACCAUCGCUCAGAGAUUGGCGAACUAGUUUCCGGAGCACCAACCGACAUUCGCCACAUCCGCCUCCACUGUCCCGCACAUUCACUUACUGCAUAGGUCUUCUAGGUCAAAUGUGUAUCUACAACGGCAGAAUUCACCGCAGUCCCGACACACCUGGCACACAUUGCACAUUCACCACGCCUAGCCCGCCCACACCCCGCCGCCCAGCGCACCCACAACCAGCAGUUCCACCAUCAUCACCACCACCGAAGUCGACUCGGACACUCCCAACCUAUCCUGCCAAACUCUCCCCGCACAUUCACCUCACCCAUCGGGCUGGUGGGUCACUUGCGAACCCAUCGCACAGAGACUGGCGAACCAGUGUCCGAAGCACCAAACUACACUAGCAGUAUCCACUUCAACUGCCCUCACUGUCCCCGCACAUUCAGCCAACGCUUGGGUCUGUAAGGCAACAUGCGCAUUCAUGAAAACCUACGGUAGACAACCACCAGCUACAGCACACCAUCACACAGUCCCAGCAGCAUCUUCAAAACACAACAACAUCAAUCAUCAGCACACAACGCAAGCACUCGAUUGUCAUCUCCCACGCAAGUGGGGCGUGUGCUUCUCUACCCCUUCUCCACGCGGCUCCUCUGCUGCAUCUCUGAUCUGAGUCUGCGACUAUCAUGGUGCGCUAACCACUGUGGCUGGGAAGACUGACGAAUGACGCCUCACCUCAGUCCAUGCACUCAGCCCAGUUGUGUGUAUAUGUGUAGUGGCGGGCUGGUGGGCUGCGCCGGGCUGCCACGGCUCCUCAACGUGGCCUCUGGAAAUCUCACACAUGUGUGGAGUGUGUGUGUGCGUAUGGGUAGUGCCUCUCAGUCGACGAAUGACUGAUUGCCCUGCCUCUGAGGGGUGUUGGUCCAGGCUCCAUGUAGGGCUGUGCAUCAACCUUCUGGGCCUUGAGGUUUGUGGGCGUCUGCUAUGCCAUUAUUCAACAAACCUUGACUCUCACAGCCUGGUGUGCGCUAGCAGUUCUCUGGCACCUGGUUCCCUGCCGGUAGAUGCGCUUGCGCUCCCGCUGGCUAUACAGGUCGUGAGCAUGGCUGCCCAGGUAUUCUCAUCCUUCUGACCCGUUAUUGUGCUCUUGUUGGUAAAAAGUCUGAUCAAGUGUUUGUUGUGGAACAGGGGAUGUGGAGUGGAGGGCCAACAUGCGGGUCCGGGCGUGCCGGCCACCUACGCUUUCAUCCCCCUCCGCUCUUCUUUACUGUCUUGACACCAGGUCCGAGUGGGAGGAGGAGAGAUUUGGGUAGAUGCUGCGCAAGUCCACUCCGAUCAUAAACCAAUUCACGCGCAAGUCACCGAGCUUGCUCUCAUCUUGUUGUGCGGAACAUGGCGGACAUCGUCAGAUACGACGAUCAAAUUUCAAUUUACUGUUGGCAUUUUGGUUAUAAGAAUACCAUUCUGAGCCGUUUGACGUUCUCUUGGGUUCGUCCUUAAUAAAGCGACAAGACGAUCAGUCAAAGUAUGAAAACUGGCCAAUACUACUCUGCUGAUGUCCCUGUCAAUGAUUGCAGCGACCCUGGCGACCAUAGUUGGACAUGGUACAAAUCUGCGUCACUCAUUUUGGGUAAAAUGGUUUGCCAGGGGAAACUGGGGAUUCGAUGCAUAAACUGACCUAUUUUGGCGGGGUGCUGGAGCUUCGACCUUACGCGUGCCGUCUUGCACUCCGUUUGUCAAUUUAUCGACGUGGCAGCAGGACUAAAGCUGUGAUGUUUCCUGGUUCAUAAGUAGCCACGAGACAUCCUGAGUCUCGUCAUCAAAUGACUACUCCAUGAUCGUGCAAGGACAGUCAGAUUAUGGGAAACCGACUGUUCUUCUGAGUUUAUCUGAUAUGUGGCCGAUAUUGUGGCCGCCAGUCGGUUCGUAAUGUCGGUAUUUCAGUCACGGAAAGUUAGUAACAUGGGCUUGGAGGUAGACCUGACGCACAUCUGUCUAGUCAUAGCCAUCAGUCAUUCGCCACGGUCGAAAUCCCAACAGUCAGGAGGCUGGUGGACGGCCGAUCCUCCUGAAUUAAUCACGUGCCUAGUGAGACUCGUUCGUCAUUGCCUUCUGUCUGCUAAAGGACACACGUGUUCUCCCACGCGGAGUCCUCAUGCGGCUUCUUUCAUACACUAAGGUGUACUUAUUGUACGAGUGAUGGAUCACAUGAUGCACAUGACCCUCCUAUGCAUUGUUGCUUUUUGCUCACUAUAUCUGGCCAUAUGGGUAAUGCGAUGGAGCAAACAAGGGGACCAGAUUAGGCCACGGCGCAGGUUAAUCUGACUGCAAACCCACAAAAAAUUCCGCGCAUGGGAAGUGUGGUGGCAGGUCUAGGCGCCGGCUCGCACCACGUCAACCAAUUAUGUCCAAUUCCCGCAUUAGAUGGUUGACCGGCUCGGACAGCUUACUGAUGUAUGGGAGAGGGAAGAGAGGGCGGCGUCGAUUUUGGGGACCCCGUUCCUCGCUUUAAAAAAUUUGGCGCGCUUUCAAACUACCAGGGAGCGCUAAGAGCCGUGACUAGGUAGGCUACCAACUGACGGUAUAAAUCUGUCCCCCUCUUAGAACGGAAAGUCAAGCUGCAAUGCCUCAUUCUUAAUAUGACCUCUAUAGUAUCCUGCAUUCAGAUGGGAUCUGAGUUUUCGCCUUUUUGUUUAGGUAUAAACACGCUCCAUCUUCCGCGGACCAGGCGUGUGAGGUACCCAUAGACGGACUGCUUAGCUUUGUCAGCCACUGCGCCUGUUCCCACCUCUGGUCGUCCCGAUUUAAUCUUGCCACCUGUUCCAGGAGGGUGAGAGCGAGGAUGCAGUAGAUGCUGCGCAUGUCUAAAACCGAUAUUAUCCAAAUAACGAGCAAAUCACCGUCGCUGCGACCACCGUGUUGGGGGUCACACGGUGGACAUCAUCGUUCGCGAUGUUUGAACUGUCACACUGUCAUUCUCAGAUUACCAUUCCCAUAUUUACCAACGAGAAUCUCAAAGAAGGCAAGCUUUGGUUUUGCCUUGCGAACUUGGUGUCAGGAAGAGAGAGUCGAAUACAUAACAGAAAUUCGACGUGAGAUUUUUCGGGCAAUUAGAAAGGUGUGAUCAGUAUAUUGACUCCAAAGGACUCCUUCAGAUUCCUGAAAGGUUUGCUUCUUCAGCCCAAAUAUCACUGAUCAAGGAACUCAUAGAAGUACUCGUAAUUAGUUCGCGGGCUUCUAUUGAGGAAUUUGAAGAAUGUUAUUUGAUAGAAAUACAAAUAUAUCAUAAUGUGUUCUAUCUUAAGGUUGACUGGUUCUGAUUCAAGAGCGAUCCUGCUCUCCUAUGCAGUGUAUUACAAAAAAAUCUGGAUGAAUGGACACAGUGGACUAGGUCACUCGGAAAGAUUAAAUUAUGUCGUGGAAUUUCGUGUUUAGCCGAGUAGUCCUGACGGAGAGUGCGGAGCGUGUUCUUUAAGUGGUGAGAUACACAGUUAAGUUAGUGGCAUAGUAACUAGUGAGCUACUCCUAGUUUCAGAAAAUAAUUCUCUUCAAGAAGCAAUAUAAAAACAGAAAACGUUUUUACGAAGGAAGGAUUUGUUUAAACCACAAACAUCAUGGAAACCCAUCCUCUGUCCCUAAUAACGCAUCAAAUGAAGAUUUACUUUGAUAAAAUUUCCUAAAUGUAGGCUAAAAUAGGCAGUUUAUGAGAAGGCGAGGACCGCAUCACCAGAAUCUCGCCCAUCUUAUUCGACUCAUUUUGCUUACUUGUACACCUAGUCUAGGGGUUUUACCUAUAUGACCGAAUGACUGAUGCAAUUUAAAUGAUGAGUUUCCUUAAGCUACUGUCCGUCUUGCCCCUCGUCUGCAGGCAUCUGUGACCUGCUAUUGUCAAAUUUGGUUGUCCCAAAUAUACCCGUUGCCAUCAUUAUUGUAACCUGACUCCGUCUUUGCAUAGAAAUCUACCUAGUCUUGAGGGUUGCUUAGGGAACUUGGGUUGCCCCCCAAAUUACAACCAUUUGAAGGACCAGAAUGAGCAUCUAUUACUUUACUAAGCACCCUAGCUGAUUACGGCGUUUGGCUACCACGCGCUCUGAUGCCGAGAGAUGAUAUCAGUUGUGAUCCGACGCGGCUGACAGCGAACGCGCGACUCAGUUUGGAUGAAAUUAAGACAUCGAAAGUCCUUCUGCAAACGCCCUAGUAGAGGGAAAUAAAUAGAAACUGAUGUCAAAACAAAUAGGAAUAGAAGCGGUCAGUCAGGUAGGUAAUCAGAUCUUCGUUUCUGCGUUUGCAACUGCCGACAAGUGAGACGCGGACAAAGAAGAGUUGCUGGGAAACACGAUAAGCAAAAUUUAAGCAAGUGCUAUGACGCAAAUUCCGGCGGACAAGAGAAAGCACUUCAGUACCAUUAAAUAAGAAGGCAGUUAUGACCCAUUCUGAAGAAUCUAACAAAAAACCAACCCGAAAGUUGAAAACAACCUUCAAACAGCCAACUAACAGUUUAUUGGCUGAGAAGAGGGGAGGGAAUGUAAAGUUGGAGUCAGCGAACCCUAUCAGAGUAGGCUAAACACAAAGAUACAAAUACACAUUAGAUAACAGAUUAGCCCCAAAAUAUGGGAGUGUUGGGACUUCGUUAAGAAGGAUUUUGAAAAACUCAACAGCACCAGAAGAAUAAAGAUUGAAAACGGACUUUUGAGCAUUGAACAUUGGACCGUGUUCUGACAAUUGUGCGUGUGCAUAAUCAAGGCUACCCUUUAAGAUCUGCAGCCUGAAAUCUCCUUGGAUGGGAGGGACAACGUCAGUGCUAUCAGUAUACGUGAUUGCUGGCCAAUCACUGGGAAAUGCAGGGCCAUUAAUGUGAAAAGAUAAGAGAUGGAGCAGAUUGAAAUGGCUUGCAAUUCUUUUUAAGAUGAACAGGCUUACAUGCAUUAUACUCAACCAAUUUACUCUUCAAGGAAAAGUGAACAAGUCAAAGACAAUCCGACUGGGGAGACCAUAUUGAGAAGUUCUAUCUAAAACUCACGCUAGAUGUGGCAGGACCCGCAGGACGAAGCCCUAUUAGCGGGAAAGUAGCCCGUGUCCCCUGUAUGUACUAUUGUACUCAUGCCCCUCCAACACUCACGCAAAAUUCCCAAACGGGAAAUGUCAGUCAUAACCUUCACGGCCUUGGAAAUCACGACGGCUGCGAGGACCCAUAUUUAUCAUGCAGGGUGCAACUCACAGAUGAAAUGGAUACCUUAAUUGCCUGAAGUCAUCUGUUUUUUGAAGCCGGAUGUAACAGAAAGUCGCUUAUGGGGAAGAAGUGGGGGGCUGCCGGCAAGGACCGGGGUCCUGGCCAGGCGCCCAUGGGUUCAGCUGGUUGUCGAGACCGUACGCGAAUCAUGCGUCAGUGGCCUUCAUGCUAACAACCAAUCAGGUGUAUGAGAGGCUAGACUUCCGCCAAUCAACGGGCCAUGUUGGAGAUGAUGGUGUGUCGGUUUACUGGGAUGCGUGCGUGUUGAGCGGCCCACGCGUGGGCUCACCCAGAGUCGGCGCAUUGGUUGACCUUGCAGAAUGGUAACUUGGCGCCGGCUUUCUUGCGUGUGGGCGUAUGCUCCAACAAGCUCAGUUUUCUUGCGGCGAAGCGGGAUGCUACCCUUCCAGUGAGUGGUGAGUGUUCAGACAUAUAAUUAUGCUCUAAAACAACAGACUGAGGUCUUAAGUUUUAUAGCCUGUGGGGCGGUACUCUUUUUAUUCAAUUCUGGUAGAUGACGUUAAGGUCUAUUCUUUCAUCAACCGGCUGGUCAUUUCCAUCCGGGGUAAACCUCCCUCCAAAGUCGACCUAUCUUUUAUGGCUGAACAGACCAUCUAACUAACAGCCAAGUACACAAUUUCCUUUAUUUUACUCUGUUUUAUAUUGCUAGCAAAAGGAUAGUGGUCUCGCCGCUGGAGGAUCUGCAUUUUCCGGCUGUCUGGUUUAUAUUUCGGAUAGUUGAUUUUGUUGUUCAGAUCGCCUUAAGUAACACUGGUUGGCAGAAAUUGCAGACUCGUUCCAAUGGUUUAGACCAUCCCUGAUUAUAAGGACUGCCGGCUUUGCCAUUCAUCUUCGCUUUUGGCCAGUCUCCGCGCAGUUAGACGAUGCCAUGUUCGUGUCUAUUUCCGAAAUUGUGUCUGUCCCUGGACAAGCUUUUUUACAAGGCUUGUGACACUAAAGCUGCAGAGGCUUUGGGUGAGGUGCCUCUAAACAGACCUUCAGACAAAACCCGAACUCCCUUUAAGACAAAGAUAAGGGAUCGCAUGCGAAGAGAGGGCGGUCGGAUUGAUAAUGACAGCACAUAUAUACAUGACAGCGGAGAGUGCUCAGAGGCUCCAUAAAUCUAGGUAGGCGUCGAAUGUUCGUACACUGGACCAUGCAAAACGUAAAGCCCGUGCAGGAUCUUUACGUGCCCAGAAGAUCGGGUUCCCUGAAUGUAUAUUAGUCACUUUCGCUGUCGCGAGGAUCCAUUACCGCAGUUAUUUUUACUUACAAUCCGUCAACCGAAUGAUUGACCGAAGGGCUUCUUUAGCACCCAAACCUUGACCCGUAUAGCUCAGGUGCAAGUGGACAGAGCUGGAGAUGGUCUUUGAUUCAUUCUUUUCCAAUGAAGCCAGCAAGUAUUCUCGAAUUCUCUCGCAAAGAUACCUGGUCGUGCGACCGAUGUAGAUUGCUCCAUAGGAACCGGUGAAACUGUACACACGUAUAGAGAUGGUCUGAAAUGGUUUUUUAUCCUUCUAUCGGGACGAAAUUUGCCGAGAAAUAGUAAAGUUCACCCUGCGCGAAGAAGCCAAAAACUCCCAAGCAGAGGCCGUUAUCAAUUGUUGGGAUGCGGACUUGAACAGGAAUUCAGCCAUUCUUCCUACAAACGGCUUUAAGUAUUAAUUCUUGGGUAAGAUGUGGUUAUGUGGCCCCACCUGAUGGACAAAAUACUGUUGGGAAUAGACUUAGGGGGCUAGAGCUAGGUUAUAAGGAAAAUAUUCCUAAUCGUUCGAAGUACAACCGCGCAUUUCUAAUAGCUUUUCUGCUGCAUACAACUACUCGACCUUGUCACCUGUACGAUCCCAGGCUCCACCUGAAAAAACCCUAUUACUACCGGUUCCGUAUCACAGGUGGCUGGGGUUUGUUUACUUCAGGUGAGGCUACAUAACCACAUCCGACCAAUUCUUGCUCUAGAAUUUUUUAAUUUUAACUAGCUUUUUCAUGCCGCCCAACAAGCACGUUCUCAUUGACCUGGUGGCCAAGCAACGCAUCAAUCAUGCUUUUGAGUCAGGAGCACAAAAGUGAAAGUUAUUUUGCUGUAUUGUCUACCUUUUCCUUUGGAAAAAAUGUGUUCCGGCUGGACCGUUUGCUCAUCUGGUCAGCAGUACAGACGAGAAUGGAGGAGAAUUUUGUUUCUGCUGCCCGCAUUGUGUGGACGGAUGCAUGUUACACAUCUUCUGAGGAAGUUCACCCAAGCCCACUCUAUUUUCUGUCAUAGCAGAGGUAUCAACAGACCUGUCGUAGUAAUCUCUCCUGUCGAGGGACUCACAAAUUUCAAAUAAUUCUAAUUGUCGUAUGAAAACGUCGCAUAUAAUGGACCUUAGCGACGACCUCGUUACGACUUCAUCGACCUGUCUGUACAUCAAUCCGUUGAAUUCGAAUUUAACAUUUACAGUACGUCAUAACACGACCUCCAUCGAAAUAUUUCCCUGCGUGCAGUGUGCGCAUUUCGUAAGAAAGUUACACAGACAAACGAUUUUUUCGUCAUUGAAAUAUUAGUCCGGAAUACGGAUCAUUAUUCCUGCUUCUGUGACCGGGAUGGCAAUUUCCGGCUUAUUAGUCGUCGUUAGCCAGCCUUACCUACCCCCAGGCCUUGGGUCACCUGAGGACGAAACCCACGUUUUUUUCGUUAUUAAACACUCAAACCGCUGAAUCGCGGUCUUGUUAUCCUGUCGGUUGCGACCGGAAAUAUUAAGUAUGUCGGAAACACACUCACCGACCGAGCUAUGGGGCGCGCUGAAGUUGCGCAGGGCUAGCUGGUGAUGGCUAAUAAGCCAGAAAUGGCCACCCCAGUCUCCUGUGCCCUCGUCGGUUGUCUCAUUCCGCCUAUGCUACUAGCCGCCUUGCAGCUACCUUGGGGCCCAAUCUAGAGCCCUUGCAGGCAGAGACAUAGCGACUAACAGCAUACGAAGAUAAAUGGGGUUGCUGACAGACAAUGGAGACUGGAAUCACCAUUUUCGGCCUGUUUGUCGUCGGCGGCCAGCCCGAUUAAAAAUUGACAGAACAGUGAUCCCUUGGCUCAACUGUAGAGGAUUGGACUACUUAACGUUCCACGACCAAAGUACCCGAGCUCGAACCCCAGACCAGCUGGCUGACUGGCGAUGAAUAAUAAGUCAUAAAUAACCAUUCUGGUCUGCAUUGUCUUUGUCGGUUACUCCCUUACCUGUAUAUAGUGUUAGUCGCCAUGCGACUGUCUGCAUGUUUACCACCUCCCCAGGAAGAUAAAGAGGGAGCUAGUUCAUAAGCCAUAGUAUACUAGAACUGGCGCUUCGGAAGCUUCUUCGUUUCCAUCACCAGAGUAAUAAGGUAACUGUUCCUUUGAGUCCUUCAGUCUUGCCGCCUAGCUCGUCCUAUUGCCGUGUACGUUGCACGAACUCCGACCUGCGCAUUUGCCGCUGGCUAGCUCUGACCACUCCAAGGUCGGCUGCUGGCGGGCUCGUGUGACCUUUGUCCCCUUGGUGACCGUCGUACUUGUGUCCAAGUCAGCGUCACAUUCAGGAGCCGUGGCAGCCUAACUCUCACCCCUCCAGUCCGCCACCCCUCAAAAACGCACACAACUGAGCUGACUGCGCGGACUGAGUUGAGGCAUCAGUCGGCAGCCUUCCUAGUCACGGAGUUUGGCGCACCAUAAUAGUCGAUGACUGACUGGUUACCCUGUCCCUGAAAGGUGUUGGGUCGACGUGAAUGGCGGCUUUAUUGCUGACAACUCGACCAAAGUCGAGCAUUGGCGUGAGCACUUCGAGCAACAUCUUAAAUUCGAUACCCAACCCAUCCCGCUGUCGCUCUCCUCUGCAGCGGAGUUUCUUCCCUCUCCAACCUGUGCAGUGCCAUGCGACCCGCCUUCUGAAGGAGAGGUCACCGAUGCCAUACGAAAGGUACGCAACAACAAGACACCCGGAGAGGACGAUAUACCCCCUGUAAUCUUCAAGUCUUGUGUAGACACUCUGGCGCCUUGGCUUCAUGAGGUGAUUGAACAUGCGUAGAGAAGCGAGCGUGCUGCUGAUGACUGGGGCUUAGGCAUCCCUGUACCUAUUCUUGAGAAAGGAGAUAAGACAGGAUGCGAGAACUACUGCGACAUAAGCCUCAUCGACAUUGCUGCGAAGAUCUUCGCUAUUGUUCUACUCAAGCGAUUCCGGGCUGUGCGUGACUCUAGGAUGAGGCCCAACCAAGCCGGAUUUCGUGCCGGACGUGGAUGAGCGGACCAGGUAUUCACACUAAGGCGCAUUCUCUAAUUUCGUCAUAGUUAUUAUUAACCGUCAACCGUCUGCUUAGUUAACUUUGCCGCCGCGUUCGAUUCCGUCCAUCGUGAGUCCCUGUGGCGGAUAAUGGCGCUAGAUGGUGUACCGCCAAAAAUCAUUGCCAUGAUCAAGGCCUUUAUCGCUCCACCACUAUUCAAACCCUGGUCCGCAACUGUUUGGUAUUCGGUCUGAUGUUCGGCAGGGUUGUAUCCUGUCGCCCAUUCUGUCCAGCUACGCUAUUGACUGGAUUCUCGGGAGGGCCCUACACGAAGGUGACGGAGUUGAAUUUGCACCCGGACACCGACUGACUGAUCUCGACUAUUCCGAUGAUAUUGCUUUACUUGCCUCAAUUUUUGGUGGUCUUAACUCUAUGGUGUCAUGGGUGAACGAGGUCGCUAAAUCGGUCAGGUUAUCCAUAAACGCUGGGAAUACUAAAGUAUUUUCAAGCUGCAUUCCUGUCCAGGAGAAGGCACCUCUCGAGAUUGAUGGCUGUCAACUUGGAGCGGUAGAGGGGGCGAUUGCUGCCGAAUGGACAGAGUAAGGAUGACAUUGUCUCCCUAAUCGAAACUGCCCGAUGUGUUUUCUCGAGCCCUAGAAAAUGCCUCUGGAUCCGACGCGACAUCUCCAUCGUCAAUAAGAUUCAUCUGUGCCGUACGUCUGUCCGGUCUAUCCUUCUUUAUGGUUGUGAAUGCUGGGCUGUCCGCGUUGAGGACGAGCGAAAACUGGAGGUAUUUGAUCACCACUGUUUGAGGACCAUCUGUUGAGUGAAGUACACGUACUUCGUCUCAAAUUAGACAGUCCGCGCUCACUGCGUCUACAUCGCAAGGAUAACCCAGGUCAUCCAAAAACGACGACUGAGGUGGUUUGGGCAUGUUUAUCAUCGUUCACCUCAGGAACUCAGUGUUACUGCCCUCGAUCCGGCACCGUUACCUCAUUGGAAGCGUCGAAGAGGGGGUCAACUGAAAACCUGGCUCGACACAGUUCGUCAAGACACGGAGGUAGUUCUUGGACCUUUGGUAAUCGGCAUCCGUCGUUGGAGACGAGAAUAUGUCGAACUGUCCGGAUCUGCUGCCGCGGAUCGUCACGCGUGGAGAGGUACAGUUCGGGACAUCAUAGGAACCGGCUAGAUGGGGCAUGAUCGCAGCCGUACCAAGUACAAGAGAAUGAUUUAAAGCAGGUGUUCGUGUAAUUCAGAAGAAGAAGAUGCGAUCGCUGAAACUAGAAAUUUACUGGCAUGACGUUUCGGAUUAUCACUCGAACCCAUCAUCAGAGACGGUCGCAGAUAAAGGUAGUGGAGGUACAAAGAUUGCAGUAUUUAUAGUAUUUAGCUGCCGUGGGGCCACAUGCUCUCGCGACCACCGCCGGGAGGUUGUAAUUGAGACGCUGAUGGCUCGUCAGUCCGCGUCCGAGUCAUUAAUUGCAGCAAUUUCAUCAUUCGUGUUGGAUGUUGAUGUGAUGAUUACUCGGCCAUUUGGCCCACUGUCACCGGAAUUGUUGCUCGCCCGCACCCUCCCCAUGUGGCUGAUUCCCCUGCUCAGGGAAUGCCUCGACACCGAUUAUGGUACCGGGAGGACACUGUGCUUGUUUAUGUUCGUGCAAUCUUGUGCAAGGGCAUUUGUCCAUUUCUCGCCCAGAACUUCGGGAGUACGACCAAAAGAUCAGUCGCUUGAGCCUCUGUAAAACCACCUCAACAAUCAGUCCUGACGGAAACGAGCUCACCGGUGUCCCCUCCUUUUGCUCCUUAACUUGGCCGUUGAAUAUGCAGAAAGUCUUAAUACACAGUUGCAGGAGCUCAUUUAUGUGCACUCGCUUGAGGUGUUGACCAGUAUCGUCAGAUUGUUAACCUAGAAGGCCGUCGACAAUUUCGAUAUCUUGACCUACGGGAUAGAGGUGAAUAACGAGAUCAUCUCAAAUGGCACCGUCACCUCUUCUGCCUCUAUUUCUAAAUACUGGACACACAUAAAAGAACUUCCAACUGAUUUUGCUGCCCACUCCGAAUCUAUCGUAGGGAAAAAAGUCGCUGAUACAGCCAAUUUGACAGCCCAGAGGUUGCGGUACAACGUAAGGCGACGAUGAGGCGUAGGGGCACGCCUGGUUUGUGCAUCUUUGGCAGACCGUAGAUUCGGUGGUAUUUUUGAAUAUGAAUCUGGCAGUCUUGUGUCAGUACAUUGAUCAUUCUCUUAAUUAAGUCUGGCAUCGUCCGUUGGCAUAUGUUAGUGUUCACAGGCGAUCUAUAUAUGAAACAUUUCGAUGGAACUUUCUCAUCAAGGCGCCAGUUCAGGAAUUUCACCUGAGCGUAAAUAGAUGCCUCCCGCUUCACAAAAGUUUCCCGUCCGCGUGCUGAGCUGAAGGCUGCGCGCUCAUGGCACAAGGCAAUUUUCGUGAAGGUUCGGAUCCCAAGUGAGUUAUUACGGUCAUUAUCUCCCGAAGAAUGUGAGGAAGGACAAGGAGAGGAUUCAUAGACCGAAUUUUGUUUGUACUGACAUUUCGGAAAGUUUCUCGUUUCCAUCCUUAGAGUGGUAUGGUCACUAUUCAUGCUAGUCUUGAGUUAUUCAGCCUUGUCGCCUGCCUUUGAUUAUAGUCACUCCGUCUCCAUCUUGUUUAUAGCGAACAAACAAUUUUUUUCAAUUGUCGUACUCAUUGUCGUACGCAUUCUUCAUCUGAAAUGUGGCCAAUGCAUACCUUAUAUCAGUGCAUAACAAACUUGACAUUAUUCCGAUCUAAUUGGAGUUUAUUGUGUCUGAAAUUCCACUUUUUAUCGAAAAUUAUCGGUCGGAUGCGCUUUCUUUUCCAUGGGAUAAUGUUGGUCAGAAGUGAAAGCUAUUUAACUGCCAUAUAUAGACCGCUUGCCCAACGUUUUCGCUUUGCUAUUCCUAGAGCAUUGUCUGCCCCUCUUCAACGUUCAAAUAACUUUUCACGAAUCUUAAUCAGUGCGCACUUCCGGAAGGUAUACCGGUUAGUCAAGUCAUGACGUUCUAUCUCUGGGAGCCUGACAGCAAUCAUCAAUUUGUGAUUACGAAUUUCGGCCAACUUUCACCGAAAAAUCCAUCCCUUAUACGAGUAGGUAAUUAGUACUUUCAAGUUCAGAUGGAGUAUGAUGAUUUUCAAAGAACCCAUGACUAAAAUAAGAGCUUCGGUUUCCAACGGGAAAUCUUUGCAAACCUAGGUCAGGCGCUGGUACCUAACUUGCAUGUAACACGGAAAUCGGUUGUAGCUUCGAGGAUAGCGGUUUUUGUCUAGGAUAAGAACUGGUUUUUGUUACAUAGAUUUCAUUUUUUCCACAUGCGAUUAGUGGUUACCCGCCCAUUCGACCUUGCGGAUACUUCUCUUUUUUACUUAUAGUGGCUGCUGGCGUUUGCGUCUGAAUGCCUAAUUUUAAUCACGCAGUUUUGGAUGUUUAAUUCAUCCUUUUCCAAAGGAAGACUGACUAAGCGCUAGUCAAAAUGGCUUGGCAUCGCUAUAUUAGCACGCAGAACAGACGUGACGGAGUUGUACUAGUUUUUUCUGUUUACCAUUGCUUGUCAGUUAACCGCACCGAAAACCGCGGGCGUCUUCGCCUAUUUGGCAGCGCAUCGAAAUCGACGAUGAAGUGGCACACCAGGUCUUCUAAGCCAGUCAGGCUUUCGGCCGGCUGCAGAACCGCGUAUGGAACCACCGCGUUUCCACCUUAACACCAGGCUUAAGAUGUACCACGCUGCCAUCUUGAAGACUUUGCUGUAUGGUACGGAGACCUUGACAGUCUACAAGAAACGAAUGAGGAAACUCUAUCAUUUCUACACCAGUUUUCCCCAGUGGAUACGAAAUUCGAGGUGACAGGACAGGAUCUCGGACACCGAAGUUCCGGAACGAACUGGAAUCCCCAGCAUCCACGCCAUGCUGUGAAAACUGUAACUAGGAUGGAGCAACCACCUCAUGAGGAGGGAUCAUGAGCGCCAACCAAAACAACUCUUUUACUGAGAUGUCGCCACGGGUGCUCACCGACAAGCACGGCAAACCCGCUCCUACAAAGACACCCUGAAGCGGCUACAAACCAACCCGAAGAUUUGAGAAGACCUCGCACAGGACCGAUCGGCCCGAAGAAGACAGAAGCAGCAGUCUAUGAACCCAACCGGAUCAUCUCCGCCGAUGGCAAAAGAGGGGCUCGCAAGUCUCAGGCGCACCUGACCCGCAACGUCAACAUGAAACCAUUCUUGAUAUGUUCCCCCUGUCAAUAAACAUUCCGCGCGAGUCGGCUUCGUUGGAAGCCUGCGGACCCAAUGCACCAACAGCCCGACAAUCCCAAAUGCUGUCUCCCUGAGUACUUCGAGCCCCACGGCGUCCACGAUGACGAGCACACUCACCACAGGUGAUCACAAUCCCCAUGCCCCGCCACCGUUGAUCACCGCCAUCUCCAUCCUCCCUGCCACAUCCUCCGUGGUGGCGGCGACCACCACCACCCACUCGCCACCGGCGAUAUGGACUCGGUUCCCACCUGUCCUCAUUGCGGUCGCAUGCUCACCUCAAGCGUCGGCCUGGUCGGCACUUGUGAACCCAUUGCACUGCGACCGGCGCACCGGUGCCAGGAACCCCAUGAACACUGUUCACGCUAUGCACGCACAUUCAUUCACCUCAUGGGCCUAUUCGGCCACAUGGGUUUCCAUAAUAAUUGAAUUCAUCGCAAUAUCGGCACACCUAGCAGACCUUGCACAUCCGCCAACUCUCCCAUCUCCAGUCCAAAUUAACCCCUCAUCUACCUGCGUGACCACCACUAGCAGCACCACAAUGGCAGCCGACUUAGCAUCUCCCAGCCUAUCCCGCCCACACUGGCACCGCACAUUCACCUCACGCAUCGACCUGGUGAGUUACUUGCGGACCCGUCUCACAGAGAGUGACAGAACGGUGCCUGGAGCACCAGCAAAUCGCCCAAAUCGUCCUCGUGCAUUGAACUGUUGAAUGGCUCUAUUCGAUCACAUGCGUCACCAUGAAAACUCGCAAUAAAUCACCGCACACAUGACCACAUCCCACACAUUUCCCCAUCAACACAUGCUCCAGAAACGAACACCUCCAACAUCCACACCACUGGCAACUCUUACGUCAGUGGGAAGUGUGUUCCUUUCUCCAUUCGGCUGUGCUGCCGCAUGUGAGAUCCUAGCCGCUUCCUUGUGUGUGUAGACCUGGUAUUUGUGUUUGGAGGGGGGGGGGACAGGUCGUGCAUGUGGCGCGAUCAUACGGGCUCUCUAGCCCUGUCAGUCGCCCCGACCGCUCCCCCCGUCCGACAACUGACAGGCUCAGACAGUGGACUAGUGCCUGGGGGUAGGAAAAGGGAGCGAGGUCGACGUCUCAGCGCAUUGUUCCCACUAUAAACAAUCUGACGCGCCUAAAGCCAUCAAAGUGCGCCAAAAAACCGUGGCUUGGGAGGCCGCCAACUGUCGGGAUAAUUCGGAUCUCACAGUCAGCCCAGUACGUAUGUAUUUGUGUGGAGUGGCCGACCAGUGGACUGAGAGUCAGACUGCCGUGGCUCCUUAAUGUUGCCCGCAUGGCGUUCCCACUCAGUGGGAUCUGAGCCGGUGCGGUAGCGUCCACUAAAGUGCGGGUUUUCGUCGUACCACCUGCAUCCGCUCUUCUUAACUCUGCCUUAACACCGGAUCCUGGUGGGGGAGAAGAGAGUGUGAUAGAUGCAACGGAAUUCCAUUAUCACCAUGAUCCAGUUCAUGCGCUUGUCACCGUCCCUGCAUCCACCCUUCUGUGGAGCACACGGUGGACAUCUUCGAAGAGGACGGUCGAACUUUCAUUUGUCAGUUAGUUCCAGUUGUCUCUGUACAUUCAAACUGUUCAUGUAGAAAUUUCUCCCAAGUAGGGCCGUAUUGCGACUCGUCGGUCGUUUUAAUACACCGUUUGAACCAUGAAUUCUCUUGAAGGUAUAAGUAUAACAAGUUAAAAGAUUAAAAAUUACAUAAUUGCAGUCUAAUCAUGGCUUUUUCUUUAUUGAAACAAGCCUCUCCUCCCAACUUUGGAUUAACAGUCCUCUUGGAAAAUAGGGCUCUACGAAGAUUAUGCGAAACCUAAUUACUUAGUAACAAAAGUUUGAUUGGGAACUUACGUUAGCAAAAUUAUGUAAUUUAAGAGCUCAUAUGCUUGAAUAGCACCUCAGAGAAAAUUUGUUUGCCUAAACGUACUGAAAAUUAGUAGACCACAUGUUUCUGAUCAAUUUGGAUUCGUUAUAGAUAUCGUUUAGGGUUCCUAAUACAUGGUUUGUACUUUUACGUGUUCCGGUCCCGAGGGUUUCCACAAUAACCAAAGUAUUUUUAUCCCUCCGACUUUCACCUGCCUGGUUCUGAUAUUGGGGAGAGGGAGGGCCGAUGAACUCUUGGAUAAAUGUUAUACUACACGCUGAUACUAGUAUCAGUCUACGCAGUCAUUUUAGAUAACGAACAAUCUCACGGUGAGGAUAGCCGGUCCCAACCGCCCAACUACCAUUUACUCACUCGGACUUUUGAAAAUGGACGAUAGACCAGGAUUCCCUAAACGUAAAACAGAAAACAAUGCUAAAGGUAUUACACCCUACUCCCGACCGAGAUACUAACUAAACGCCCAGGCACGUGUUUCGCCGCUUUUCUGCCCCUGCGCGACAGCUGCGAGGGGUCCGGCUCCUCAGUGGGUCCCCCAGCGUUCUCUAUGCAGUUUCUGGCAUCAUCCUAAGAAGUCAUGUCCCGGAGACUUAACUCUAUGUCCUGCACUGAAUAAUUUAUGAAAUUAUUCGCCUAGAAAACAAUGCCUCUAGCUGACCUGGCCUGCCUGUGGGACGGAAUACGAGAAUGUCAUUGAACCUUAGAGCUCCGAGACAAGAGGCCGAACAAGCGGUUGCAUUGCGACAUGUAGUCAGUACCGCAGAUGGAAUACCAUAGGCGAAACUGGAGUGAUUACCUCUUGCCUGUUUGCUGCUGUUAGUCAGCUAACCGCUGUCGAUGCAUCAAUUAGCAUAGGUCGGCAAAGGUCAGUCCCGGGUGAUUCUGGAUAGUCCUGAUUGUAACCAAUAGGAUCUGAGUCCUUUGUUUCCAUCAUGGUGCCGGACUCAAUGGCUGCGGGGAAUGGGUUUCCAACCUAAAGUCUAAUUGUCCUGUGGUUAAUUUCGGUAAAUAAACCACCAACAGCCAUUCUAGUCCCCUUUGUGCUUAUCAGCGAUCUUUCUGACUGCAGAAAAAAGAGAUUUGUAAGCACAUUCGUCAUCCGACUUCUCAGAAAGUAAUCCCGGAACUCUAUUGUGCAUACUCAAGCCGGUUGUUUUAUUUGUCGUCUCCUUUUCUCCUUCAGAACCUGCGCGCGAGCGAUUGAAGCGAUUUUAA
Messenger RNA from Spirometra erinaceieuropaei, 19833 nucleotides. NCBI's taxonomy places the organism in Eukaryota, Metazoa, Platyhelminthes, Cestoda, Diphyllobothriidea, Diphyllobothriidae. The record is from the annotation of a GenBank genome assembly.